Aureobasidium uvarum is the source of this 561-nucleotide messenger RNA. NCBI's taxonomy places the organism in Eukaryota, Fungi, Ascomycota, Dothideomycetes, Dothideales, Saccotheciaceae. The record is from the annotation of a GenBank genome assembly.
AUGAAGCUGGCCGAAUGCUGUGGACGCCCACAUAGCGUCCUUCAAUACUUCGACACGAGGAUAGGCCCAUACGCUUCUUGUGCACUUGCCGAUAGCAACGACAUCAAAGCCUACCAAGCUUUCCAGAGCUGUCUGGCUGAUCAAGAAGUCAGAGGCUUCAAAUGUAACAGUCAAGAUGGCUACGCCGUCGAGUCUGGUUGCGGUUAUGGCAUCUCAGAAGUUCCGAUCAACAACACCGACUGGCCAAAUCAGCAGACCUGCAGUCUGCCCAUUUCUAUCAAUGCCACUAGGGCCAUGAGGAAGUGUUGUUCGAACUAUGGCAAUGAUGGCGAAGGCUUGGUCGUCUUUUCCGAGGGAUGCAGCAUUGGCUGCACGUCCAAUUCGACCAACGCUACUUUCCAUGACUGCAUUGGGGAUAACUAUAACAAUCCACAUGGCUAUCUUUGUACUAUCAAUGAUGGUCGGGAGAACCCUAAUACCGGCGUCGGUGCUCAGGCCUCGCCAUCUCUGGUUGGCGUCCUUACGGUCUUGUUGUUGGGAUCGUCAAUGUUGUUGCUUUAG